Eleginops maclovinus (Patagonian blennie) is the source of this 2478-nucleotide messenger RNA. RefSeq lists its product as uncharacterized. The record is from RefSeq and is a predicted model, not a curated record. Gene Ontology annotation, cellular component: Golgi apparatus; ciliary membrane. Gene Ontology annotation, biological process: negative regulation of smoothened signaling pathway. Bases 620 to 1123 code for a protein of 167 amino acids. The transcript is spliced from 3 exons. NCBI's taxonomy places the organism in Eukaryota, Metazoa, Chordata, Actinopteri, Perciformes, Eleginopidae.
UUUGCAGAAAACACACUUGCUAUGUGUUUUAAAAGCCUUUUAAACAAGUAAACUGGAGAUAUUCUGCACAUGGGUGUGGGGAUUUAAAGCUCCAGGAAAGCGCUGCAGAGACUGUGAGUCAUGGGCGGUGUUUCCCUUCUGUGUGUGUCCUCCAGAGGGAAGACAAAGCUCCAAUACGGGGCGAGAAAGCUCAGGGGCUGCAUGCAGACUCAGGAAAUAAGUCGGCUGCAUGCAUGAGUCCGUGUUGGAGAUUUAACCAGCGAUUAAAGCACAUUUUCCACUCUUUUUCCCCCCCCUGCAAACCACCGAGAUGUGGUGAGGCAACCGGGGCUGGGAGAUCCAUGAGCCCGGGCUGAGAGCCUCUCCUCCGGGGAUGGAGAAGCGGCAGCAGGUCGGGUCCGGCUCGGUUGUUUGAGGACUAAAUAAAAGUGGUUUUCUUCAAGAACACUUUGCAUGUCCCACUGAUUUGGAUUAAACACAAUGUGCAGAAAAAUCGUGGAUCAAACCCGUCUCUAUCUAUCCAUGCAUGUUGCUAACCCUGGCUGGUUUCAGGCUGCUGGAUGUCCCACCUCCCUUUAGGUGAGACAGAAACUCCCUGACCUGCAGUGUGUGCACCGACAUGGAUAAACUCACCGUGAUUUCAGGAUGCCUCUUCCUCGCUGCAGACAUCUUCGCCAUCGCCAGCAUCGCCAACCCGGACUGGAUCAGCACUGGAGGAGCAUCUGGCACUCUCACGGUAGGUCUCGUCCGGCAGUGUCAGACGAUCCACGGCCGAGAGCGGACCUGCUUCCCGCCACAGCUUCCCCCCGAGUGGAUCACGACGCUCCUCUUCAUCAUCCUGGGCAUCAUCGCUCUCACCGUCACCUGUGGUCUGCUGGUGAUGUCACGCUGGCGCCGAGAAGCAGCCCGAUACGCCCGAUGGAUCGCCUUUACAGGAAUGGUUCUGUUCUGCCUGGCUGCUCUCAUAUUCCCCAUCGGUUUCUACAUCAACGAGGUUGGAGGACAGCCAUAUAAGCUCCCCAACAACACAGUGGUGGGCUCCUCCUAUGUCCUCUUUGUUCUGUCCAUAUUCUUCACCAUCGUGGGGUUGCUGUUUGCCGGGAAGGUUUGUCUCCCUGGCUGACUAGUUUUUGUACUUUUGGAGAAACACCACUAACGGAGGCAGAUUUGGACUCCUCCAUGCCGUGUGGGAAGUAUCGUUAAGGUCAAAAUAAACUCAGAGGAACCUGUUCUUGCUUCCACUUUGGAUGAAUUGUCUUGGGAAAUGAGCUCUAAUAUGGCCUUCCUCAUCUUCAGUCAUGAACAGUGAGUAGGAAGGGGGAAUAUUUUACGAAAACACCAUGGAAAUGAAUGAAAACCUCCAGACUUUCAAGGAAGCCCUGCUGCAUUAUCCGUCUCCUUAACAUUGAAUGACAGAUAACCCUUUUUCCUGUCAUCCCAUCAACCGAGAUGCACAAGUACUGACAUGUCUGGCCUUAAAACCGCCUGAAAAAGGACACACACAGUCACCUGGAGCAAACUGUAAUAAACAAUGAAGUUUGACUUUAUUGGCACAUUUGAUUUAUUUCUGAAAUCGUUCUGUUCCGUUUCUUUUUGUAAAGGCCUUAUGUAUGACACCAUGCCUUAAAGAGCUUUUAACCUAAAAAUAACUGAGAGGGUUCAGUUGAAAUGUCAUGGGGUCAAUUUGUUUGAAUCGUGGAUACAUGAAAGGAUACAGCAUUAAAAUAUGGCAACUUCUGUCCAAAAGGAUCAUAACACGUCAUUUUUACCUAUACCUCGAGAAUGUUAUUGUAGGGUUGACCGUUGACAAUCAAAGUGAAUAUAACAAGUAGAUAAAGGCAUCUAAUAUUAGGCUAAUUUACGAAAAUGACAUCAUUUUAAUUUAUGUAAACCAGAAAACAAACUCACAAAAUUUCAAUAUCCGAAAUCUCAGAUGAUAUCCAGUAUCAUAAAAGAAUAUCAGCGGUAUUUGAGCCGAAGGGUCGCCGGUUCACGUCUCAAUCUGACUAAUGUGGAAGCUACCCCUACUGUCCCCGGAUGCUGUACAAUAGCUGCCCACUGCUCCUAGUACAAGGAUGGGUUAAAUGCAUCUCUGUAUGCAUGUGUGACAACAUGAAGAGGGUUUCCUCCUCCAAUUCUCUUCUAAAUAUUGUUAUUUUUCUCAGCCCUGUAAAGUUGUAUACUCGGAUGUGCUGCAAGAAAAAAUGAGCUGGUCUCUGAGAUUCUGCUCAACUAGUAUUAUUAUUCUAGUACCACAGCUUCGUUCUUAUUUUAGUGAAUGUAUUAUUUACCUUGUUGAGCGUCUCCUGUUGUUUAAACACUGUAUCAAGAAAAGGCUGAAGCUAUCAGGAGUUUGUUUUAUAUUUGUCUUAUUUUCUGUGUAAUGAAAAGACUGUUUGACAUUUUCUCGAAGCACUGUGAUGUUCUUGAAUGAGCAUGGAAGAUCUCAUUCUAUUAAAAAUGACUCUUGAAAACUAA